AGCUGAUGUUCUCUUGCACUCUGCCCCUUCAGACCCAUCAGACGCUGUGCCACGCUCCAGAAGAGUGAAGGGGAUAGAGGCUGAGCAAAGGAAACUGGAAAAGGAAUCACCAUGGCUGACUCUUCCACUAACAUGAGGCUACGAUUGCCUCUGUUGUGCAUCAUCUUGGAGGUCAUUCUCAUUAUUCUCUUUGGAGUACUGGUGGAGUAUAACCAUGACACAGAUGCCAAGAAGUGGAAUAAAAAUGGAACCCAUAGUGCGCAUGAGUAUGAGAAUGAAUUCUACUAUCGCUAUCCCAGUUUCCAGGAUGUGCAUGUGAUGAUCUUUGUGGGCUUCGGUUUUCUGAUGACCUUUCUCCAGCGUUAUGGAUUCAGCAGUGUGGGAUUUAACUUCCUCAUCGCAGCCUUUUCCCUACAGUGGGCCACUCUUAUGCAGGGCUUUUUCCAUGGCAUGGAACACGGCAAAAUCCAUGUUGGUGUGGAAAGUAUGAUAAAUGCAGACUUCUGCACUGGGUCAGUGCUGAUCUCUUUCGGGGCCAUUUUGGGAAAGACCAGUCCUGUGCAACUGCUUGUUAUGGCCGUUUUCGAGGUGACAUUGUUUGCUGUCAAUGAGUUCAUCCUACUCUCUGUCCUUGGGGCUAAUGAUGCUGGAGGUUCUAUGACCAUCCAUACAUUCGGCGCAUACUUCGGCCUAGUGGUGUCCCGUGUUCUGUACAGGCCAACCUUGGACAAGAGCAAACACAGAAACUCAUCUGUCUACCACUCUGACCUCUUUGCAAUGAUCGGUACCAUCUAUCUGUGGAUGUACUGGCCCAGCUUCAACUCAGCUGUUACACAAUAUGGGGAUCCCCAGCACAGAACUGCCAUGAACACUUACUACUCUCUGGCUGCCUGCACACUGGCUACAUUCGCUUUCUCUGCCCUCCUCAGCCAUGAAGGCAAAUUGGACAUGGUGCACAUCCAGAAUGCUGCUCUGGCAGGUGGUGUUGCUGUUGGAACAGCUGGCGAGAUGAUGCUGACUCCAGUUGGCUCCAUGAUCGUGGGAUUCCUGGCUGGAACUAUUUCAGUUCUGGGAUACAAAUACCUCACGCCGGUUUUGGAGAAGAAGCUGAAGAUCCAGGACACGUGUGGUGUUCAUAACCUGCACGGAAUGCCAGGAGUUCUGGGAGCUGUGGUGGGUGCUGUCACAGCUUGCCUUGCAUCCAAGGAUGUUUAUGGAGAGGGAUUCCAAAAAGUGUUUUCUGAAAGUGAAUCUGUUAGUUGGAGCGCUUCACAUCAGGGUGUUAUGCAGGCUCUCUCCCUGGCUGUCACACUCGGAAUGGCUCUGUUUGGUGGUCUACUUACAGGACUCAUUCUCAAGCUGCCAAUCUAUGGUUCUCCUUCGGAUACUCACUGCUUUGAGGAUGGUCUUUACUGGGAGUUACCGGGCGAGGAGGAAGAUCACACUGAGCUCACCGAGGUAGCCACACCAAACGAAGUUGAAAAACUGAACAGCUAAAUUACCAGUUUUCUUGUUCUUUUUGUGUUAUUUCAUGAUAUUAUACAUGUGUUAAAAAUUCGGUUACCUGUAAUGUUCUCUGCAGGUGCGAUUUAUUUUACUGAUGCUCUUAAAAUAAACCCACAAAAUUUGUUCCAUUAUUGUUAUUAGCAUUAUUUGUUGUUAUAGAAAAUCAUUGUCAGAAAGUCCUUUGCAGGCCGAAAACCAGAUCAGGGUUUCUGACAGUCUAGCUGCGAGAAACAGCUGGUGAGGGGGCUCAGCAAAAAUCAUCUGCUGGUAGAAAGAAGUGGCAGUAGGAUGUCGGCUGUUGCUGACAUAGAUGUAGGAAGUGCCUGCCGCUUGUAGUCAGCUGCAGCAAGGCCAAAAAUGACAGGAGAACGGUCAUGUGAAUAACACAUAUUAAUGCAUCAACAUGACUUUGUUUUCCAAUUAUUAAAUUAAUGUAUAGUACAUUAUAGUACUCGUUAAUAUCUCAAUAACGAGGUUCAGUGUCAAUCAAAUUGGAGCGAGUAUUAAAGUUGUCAUAAAAAUGUGGGAAUCACAAAAUCUUGUAAAUGUUAGCUAAACCUAAAAUUAAUUGGACACGUUAGAUUAGAUUAUUUGUUUUUAUUUACAUUUUUACAAUUUAUUAGUAGUAGGUAGAAUUGCCUAUGUAUUGGUUGUUAUGUUGUAUUUUCUAAAUACAUUCAGAGUUAACAUUCAGCAAAUUAUAAUUCAAUACCUGUCUGAAUGAUAAAAACAUGCUCCCAUUGAUUCCGUAUAUCCAAAUUCAUAUUUUUUUUUCUGUUUACCAUGCAAGCAUAAACCAUACAUUCCAUAUAAAAAUCCUUUGAUUAUGUCGGCAAGGGUUCAAAAUUAUGAAAAAUGAAUACAUUUCGAGAAAAUUCAAUGUUUUUAAAUGUGUAUUAUUUACUUUUUGAUUAUGCGAUUUUCUCCAUUUUAGUCUAUGGAGCUUUUCGUUUUUUCUGUUUCUGCUGUAUUAUACAGCACUGCAGGCAAACUGAACAAAAGAGACAGCUAUAACUGUGUUUAUGUGUUGGUAUAGAUGUCAAAGUGUAUGUGUGAACUGAUUUUUUUUGUGUGUGUGUGUGUCUAUGUAUACAGUUUGAAAGAAAGACAUCAUAUUUUGCAUUAUUAUUCAUUUUUAAUCGUUUUUAUACUGAGAUAAAAGGUGAGCUUGAUUUUUAUGUAGAAAGGCUUUUGGAGAUGAACAUUUUUCAGCCAAAGUGUGAGUUUUUUUUUUUUUUUGAAAAUCUUACAUUGCCUAAAAAAUAACAAUACAUUAAAGAUUGACGUUGUUGAUUAAUAACAUAUCCAAGACUGUAAUAAUAAAAAAAUCAGCUUCACAUUUA
Molecule: messenger RNA, 2849 nt
Organism: Triplophysa rosa
Lineage: Eukaryota; Metazoa; Chordata; Actinopteri; Cypriniformes; Nemacheilidae
Gene: rhbg
Product: Rh family B glycoprotein
Exons: 10
Coding region: 112-1497 (461 amino acids)
Biological process (GO): ammonium transmembrane transport; ammonium homeostasis
Cellular component (GO): plasma membrane
Molecular function (GO): ammonium channel activity
Source: RefSeq, a predicted model, not a curated record